AUGGCACCCAAACCCGCUUCCACUGCUGGAAAAGCCCCUGCCUCGACUGCUGGUAAAGCACCAGCAAAGACUGAAGGCAGCAAGGCGGCUAAGAAGACUUCUGCCAAGUCAUCUGCAGGUGCCGCCGACGGCGAGAAGAAGAAGAGAAAGAAGGCGAGAAAGGAGACUUACUCUUCUUACAUCUAUAAGGUUCUGAGACAAGUGCACCCUGAUACUGGUAUCUCGAACAAGGCAAUGGCUAUUCUUAACAGCUUUGUCAACGACAUUUUCGAGCGUAUCGCCACUGAGGCAUCUAAACUCGCCACUUACUCCAAGAAAUCAACUAUUUCUUCGCGUGAGAUCCAAACAUCUGUACGACUCAUCCUCCCCGGUGAACUCGCCAAACAUGCCAUCUCUGAGGGUACGAAGAGUGUCACUAAGUUCUCAGCAGGUGCCAAGUAA
Molecule: messenger RNA, 441 nt
Organism: Lentinula edodes (shiitake mushroom)
Lineage: Eukaryota; Fungi; Basidiomycota; Agaricomycetes; Agaricales; Omphalotaceae
Product: histone-fold-containing protein
Exons: 4
Coding region: 1-441 (146 amino acids)
Biological process (GO): nucleosome assembly
Cellular component (GO): nucleosome
Molecular function (GO): protein heterodimerization activity; structural constituent of chromatin; DNA binding
Source: RefSeq, a predicted model, not a curated record